UGGGUUGUCUUCUGGCUCUGUAUCGAAGCUUUCAUCAGAAAACCACGACGCUACAAGUGAUUUUGAUGCUUCGUCCACUUCGAGUUCCAUGUUGACAACAUUCGCACGUUGCAAUUACUUCCGGAGCCUGCGCAGAAAAGACCCCGCAGAAAAGCAUUUACUGCUCAAAGCUACUUCCUAUUUUCAAGUCACCAAGCAUGUAAGAUCUCACGUGGGUACGUGUCUAUAGUCGAAGUGAUAUUUUGGUGUUUCAUCAGCCAAAGGAAGAAAUAUUGCUGGAAAUCGAUAGAUAUUUCCUGACUAGACCUUUUAAAACUGCAAGUUAUCACUGUCCGAUUGACAGUGAGAGAUGUAAGCUGUGUAUAGGAAUGGUUGGUCUGCCUUACAUCAGAUAUGACAGAAACUAACUUCAAGGUUGCCCUGCUGGCAGGAGCAGCCGCCGGUAUUUCUGUAGAUUUGUCACUGUUUCCAUUGGAUACCAUCAAGACCCGCCUACAAAGUCAGCAAGGUUUCUUGAAAGCUGGUGGAUUUCGAGGAAUAUACUCAGGUCUGCUGCCAGUAGUGGUCGGAUCAGCACCCACAGCUGCUUUGUUUUUCUGUACCUAUGAGCUGACAAAGACUGUGAUGAGGAAUACCUUGGGUGAGAAAUGGUCAACAGCAUCACAUAUGAUUGGGGCCUCAUUAGGGGAAGUGUCAGCUUGCCUUAUCAGAGUUCCAGUAGAAGUUGUAAAACAAAGAGCUCAAGCCAACCCACACCUGACAUCCAAGUCUAUACUUUUAACCACACUCAAACAAGAGGGAUUCCCUGGUUUGUUCCGUGGCUACUUCAGUACAGUAAUCAGGGAGAUGCCAUUCUCCUUUAUACAGUUUCCAAUAUGGGAAUACCUAAAGUUGCGAUGGUCGUCUUACCAGGGUAAAAUUGUAGACCCAUGGCAAUCUGCAGUGUGUGGAGCUGUGGCAGGUUGUAUAGGAGCGGGAGUGACUACACCCCUGGACGUGGCUAAGACGAGGAUCAUGUUGGCAAAGAUGGGAACCCCACUUGCCACAGGAAGUAUAAAUUUUGCUCUUAAAACAGUUUAUGCAGAAAAAGGUGUUCAAGGUCUAUUUGCUGGGCUGGUGCCGAGAGUGACAUGGAUUUCCAUAGGUGGCGCUGUAUUUCUUGGCGUGUAUGACAAAGUUAGAGUCACCAUCAUUGCCCUGACUGAAGAGGGAUAACCAUGGCAUAACAUAGUUGUUUUCAAGACAUUUAGUUAAACAGAAUUUAAUUUUUUAUUGAUUUCCAAAAUACAUCAUUUUUUCUUAAAAAUUGUUGUACUGAAUGUGUGAGGAUAAGAAAAAAAUCUCAUUGAGACAUAACAUCAUCCAUAAUGUCUCUCACAUCAUGUGACUAGUUUAUACUUUAUAUUUUCAGAACUGCAGUAUUAUGAAUGCUAUAAUGUUCUUCAUGAAUGGGUAUAAAAAGAUAAUCACUGUGACCACUGGGUGUUAACUUUUCAUAUUAUUGAAGUAUUCUGUAUUAGUACGGUCAUUUCACUGAUGUGCAUUAUUUAGAUGACAGAUUUGUAGACCUUGUAUUCACCUGGUACAAACAGGACUUCGUAACGGUGCUUCAGCUCGUUUAUGUUGACAGCAUUAGUUUUACGACAACAACUUGUUUGUUUUAGUAAAAUUACUCUGUCUUAGGUAACCUGCUAUUGUGACUUCACUUUUAUAAAGAAAAUAUGUUGGCUUGUUAUGGCUUACAAUGGUUUUAGAAAUUACAGAAUUAUUUUAGUGUCGUGUGCAUUGAAAUGUCAGAAAAUGGCUAUCCAUACACAUUUUAACCAGUCAUUCCAGAGUGUUUCAAGGUUUGGCUGGUUUCUUGGUCAGUACUAUUUUAUUAGGGAAAUAGAGUAUAUGGUGUUAUAUUUGGUUGUAUCAACCUGUGGAAGCAUUUAGGCCCUAAUUGGUAAACGACUUAAUUCUGCUAUUAAACAUGAAUUUAUGAUAUGAUAACACACAUUCCAAAGUAAUCAGAGAAUCAGACUUGUUGCUUGUUAGUUGGUAAAUAAUACUGAUAGUUUUAUAAUUAAAACUGGUAUUUUUGGUAAAUGAUACCGGUUAUUUGGGUAAAUGAUACUGGUAUUUUGGUAAAUAAUAUGAUAAACGAUAUUGAUAUUUUGGUAAAUGAUAUGGUAUUUUGGUAAAUGAUAUGAUAAACGAUACUGGUAUUUUGGUAAAUGAUAUGGUAUUUUGGUAAAUGAUAUGAUAAAUGAUACUGGUAUUUUGGUAAAUGAUAUGGUAGUUUGGGUAAAUGAUACUGUUAAUUUGGUAAAUAAUAUUGUAAAUGAUACUGGUAUUUUGUGAUUUUGGUAAAUAAUACAGGAUAAAUUAACUUCUUGGAUUGGAUUUCUUGAUUCUUACAUCCUUAAAAGUCAUGAAAUGCUUGAAGGUCAGUGGAUGCUUGAAAGUGCUACCGAACUUUGUAUACGUCUGUGAGAUAUAUGUUAAAUGAUAACCCGUAAUUACCAUUUCCUAUAUUCACAAAUGACUGUCAUUGUUCAGGCCACAUCACUAGCGAGUGAGAAAAACCUUGUAACCAAUCAGGUGUUAAGGGAAGGAAAAUUUCAAAGGAUGAAUGAGUUAUCAGUAUGAUGUUUUACAGGGAUUUCAUUGAUAUCUUUUACAGAUUAAUUUGUACAAACUCUGAAAAAUUUCUUUGGUUGAAAGAGUUCUCUGUAAAAGGUUUUACAGAGAUUUCAUUUGUUCAUAUGGUUGGUUUAGAAAGUACCAUACCUGUACAAUGGUUGCAAGGUUUUACAACUUAUACAACAUAUUUUAUCAAGCAUAAUAUACGUCAUGUACUAUACAUUAUAUACUAUAAAUCAUAUGAAUAAAAUAAGAAUUUGUUUUUGUGUUUUCAUAUUAUCAUACUGAUUUUUCUUUGAAUGAAUUAUCCAAUCAUCUGUGAAUGUUAGCUAUAGUAUUCACUUGUAGCUGACAUGUUAAUUCGUGUCAUAAUCAGGAAAAUUGGUUCAUUUCAAUCAAAGUGUUAGAUCAUUCAUGUCAUUCAAUUUUUAAUUGUUUUCAGUAAAUGAUAAUGUGUCACACUGGAUAUGUAUACAUAUAUAUAGUGUAAAAUAAACAAUUAAGGAUCCAUCACACAAUUAAAUAUCUUAAUUACAUCACAAAAUAUUGAUCUUAUAAUUUGUACUUUUUUAUUCACAUGUAAAUUACACAGGUAUUGACGGAAAGUUGUAGUAGGGCGAUAAUGUCUAUGUGUGAUAGUGUAUAUGACUACUUAUAUAAACAUUCUAAUGAUUGUAUAUUUCAUAUGAAACAAUUGCUUUCAAAAAUUAACUUUCGCUUUUAACUAUCUUGCCAAUGCUUGUUUUGUUAUUAUCUGAGUUGUGUUUGUUACAAUGAAUUGGAGAUGAACUGCAAUUAAAAAAGUACUUUUAUACUGAU
Messenger RNA from Ylistrum balloti, 3447 nucleotides. RefSeq names its product mitochondrial S-adenosylmethionine carrier protein-like. The record is from RefSeq and is a predicted model, not a curated record. Gene Ontology annotation, molecular function: S-adenosyl-L-methionine transmembrane transporter activity. Gene Ontology annotation, cellular component: mitochondrial inner membrane. NCBI's taxonomy places the organism in Eukaryota, Metazoa, Mollusca, Bivalvia, Pectinida, Pectinidae. The transcript is spliced from 10 exons. Bases 394 to 1215 code for a protein of 273 amino acids.